Monodelphis domestica (gray short-tailed opossum) is the source of this 5699-nucleotide messenger RNA. RefSeq names its product ubiquitin specific peptidase 46 (gene USP46). Gene Ontology annotation, cellular component: cytosol; nucleus. The record is from RefSeq and is a predicted model, not a curated record. Gene Ontology annotation, molecular function: cysteine-type deubiquitinase activity. NCBI's taxonomy places the organism in Eukaryota, Metazoa, Chordata, Mammalia, Didelphimorphia, Didelphidae. Gene Ontology annotation, biological process: protein deubiquitination.
UGUUGCUCUAUCCACUGUGCUACGUAACUGUUCCUCUUUUGUUCUUUUUUGGAGUUCACCUCUUCUUUUAAUGUCUUCUUUGCAGCAGAGCUAUUCUCCAUUGGGCAUCAAAGGCAGACUGGAAAAGCAAGAAACCAAAAGAGGAAGCUGCCCUAAUGUUUUGGUGGUGAUGGUUCAGGAUUCCUCCUCCCCUUUAUUCUUUUUUUAAAACCCAUACCUAGCUGUAGUACUACCUACCUGCUUCUACCUUUGUUCUUAAUGUAUGUAGGCGAGGUCAUUGGAUAUCUUUGGCAAUUGAGAACAGGUUUCAUGCUGUUCCCUCUAAAACUUGAGGCUAUUUGUACUGGCCAAUGAAUGAACUGUUGGGGGUUACAUACUGUGGGCCUGUGGAGUAGACAAGGCUGUUGGAGUGUGUAUUUGUUUGGAGAGGUGGAGUGCCCAAAGCUUACCUGUCCAGAUCUUACAAUGGGAGCCAAUGAAGAUUCAAAUUUAAUGGUCCUUCUUCAAUUAAAUAAAUAGUGAACCAUAAAUGUAUAAAUGAUGAUUGCUCAAACUCCUCUGCUCUAAUUCUAAUUCUAAGUCAUUUGGCUUUUCUUGGCUUCACUUUUCUCUGGUGUAAAAUGGAAAUUAUAUUGUCCUCAGCCUCAAUGGCAAUAGUUCCAAAUGUAAACAAUUUUAAGUGUCUAGGGCUUUGCAAAAAUAGAUGCAAAUCAAACAAAAUAAUAGUGUAAACAGGGAGGUGGAGUGGAAAAUCAUGACCACUCCCCCUUUUAAAACACAUAAAUAAUUUCAGCCCCUCCCUAUCUGAGCCAGAGGAGAAUGUUUCCUGAGUUGAGUUGACUUCUUUGGCUGGGAUGCUGCUGUUUUCAUCUGAUCAGACAUAAAUACUCUCUGGACGUCACUGUAGGGUUUGCAUUUGCUGAUGAAUUGUUUCCAGGGCACCAAUGCCUCUGCUCUGGAAAAAGACAUUGGUCCAGAGCAGUUUCCAAUCAAUGAACACUACUUCGGAUUGGUCAAUUUUGGGAACACAUGCUACUGUAACUCUGUGCUGCAGGCAUUGUAUUUCUGUCGGCCAUUUCGAGAAAAUGUAUUGGCGUAUAAGGCCCAGCAAAAAAAGAAGGAAAAUCUGUUGACUUGCCUGGCAGACCUUUUUCACAGCAUUGCUACUCAGAAGAAAAAAGUUGGCGUUAUUCCACCAAAGAAGUUCAUAUCAAGGUUAAGAAAGGAGAAUGAUCUCUUUGACAACUACAUGCAGCAGGAUGCCCAUGAAUUUUUAAAUUAUUUGCUAAACACUAUUGCAGACAUCCUGCAGGAGGAAAAAAAGCAGGAAAAACAAAAUGGGAAGUUAAAAAAUGGCAACAUGAAUGAACCUGUGGAAAACAACAAGCCAGAACUCACCUGGGUUCAUGAAAUCUUUCAGGGAACGCUGACCAAUGAAACUCGUUGCUUGAACUGUGAAACUGUUAGUAGCAAAGAUGAAGAUUUUCUUGACCUUUCUGUUGACGUGGAACAGAACACAUCAAUCACACACUGUCUAAGAGACUUCAGUAACACUGAGACCCUGUGUAGUGAACAGAAAUACUACUGUGAAACUUGCUGCAGUAAACAGGAGGCCCAGAAAAGGAUGAGAGUAAAAAAGCUUCCAAUGAUCCUGGCAUUACACCUUAAGAGGUUCAAAUAUAUGGAACAACUCCACAGAUAUACCAAGCUCUCCUACCGUGUGGUCUUCCCGUUGGAGCUACGUCUGUUCAACACAUCCAGUGAUGCAGUGAACUUGGACCGCAUGUAUGACUUGGUGGCUGUAGUAGUACACUGUGGCAGUGGACCUAAUCGUGGGCAUUAUAUUACCAUUGUGAAGAGUCAUGGGUUCUGGCUCCUAUUUGAUGAUGACAUUGUAGAGAAAAUAGAUGCUCAAGCUAUUGAAGAGUUCUAUGGCCUGACAUCCGACAUAUCAAAAAAUUCGGAGUCUGGAUAUAUUUUAUUCUAUCAAUCAAGAGAAUGACUUGAAGAACUACAGAACUGCUUUAAGUGGGACAGUGAAAUAGAGCCCACUCUGAUCUGGCUUCUCCGCAGAUUGAUCACCUUCCUUCUUAAUGGCCCACCAAUGACAUACCCUGAGCCUAAAUAGUCUAACUGUGUUAGGCUGUUGCCCUCCUUCCCUUCACCCCUCCCAUUUUGAUAUGCAGCACUUUUGGUUUUAUUUCAGUCAGAGAUAGAAUUAAAUGUUAUCCAAUUGUAGUAAGAUUUACAUGAAUAACAUUUACAGAUUUUUAGGAUUGAGUCAACACUAUGCCAUCUGCUGCCUCCCAUUGAACUAGAGUAAUGUUUUCUACAAACGGCCAUCUUCUCUUUUGAGGCUUUUUACCGAACUUUGUAAAUGGCUUCAGGGGUCAAUUUACAACGCAUUCCUCUUAAUUGUGUAACUCAGAGGCUCUACAGCUCCCCAUUUUUAGCUCUCAAGCCAAGUUUUCUAUAGAGUAGGCUUAAAGAAUUGGAUAGAUUUCAUGCCCUCCAGGGCUGAAACUCUAGCUUUAAGUUGAAAAACUUGUAGAAGUGAGUAACCUCAAUACUAAAAAUAGCCUCAAAAGUAGGGGAAUGGGGUAUAGAGCUUAUUAUAGUGACAGUAGUGUUAGCCCUUUUGGCAUUGGAACCAGCCAUUAAAGUUCAAGGGCCCAACAAGGUAUGGUAUUAACGGUAGGUGAAAGGAAGAAGAAGAAGAAACAGAAGAGAAGUUCUGGAUGAUGGGAAGGUCCUUAUCUUAAAGAUAUACUUAAUGAAGUUUCAGUACCACCAAAUUUUUCUCUUAUCGAACCCUGGGGAAAUAUCUCACCCUACUAAUCUUUUCAGGGUAAUUUUUCAAUUGAUCCUUCAAUACUUUCUACAGUAGUGGGGAUAAAACAAACAAACACCUGGUCCCACUCCCCCAAAUCAUUUAGUACCGGCAUAACCUGUAUGUCAUGGGACUAAACAGGGAAUCACGUUUUUAUAGUUAUCCAGUCCUAUUAUGUGACUGUUAGUAAUUUUUAUUUUUCAGUUAGUUUACAGAGGCCCUGGCAAAUGUCAGGGUUAAUAAAGAACUGUUCCCUAGGGGGAAUACUGGAAAUAACAAAGUAGGAAGGAGGCAAAGUCCAAGGAAGUGUAAGUAGGGCAAGCAGAAGGAGGAAAAUCAAACUGAGUGGUGGACAUUUUCUUGGGUUCAAUCAGCCCCUCGGCUGUUUCACGAGACAGAUUUCUAAGAAAGAACCUCAUCUCACACAUUUUUACUUUUACUUAUUUUCAUUGUUUUAUUCUAUAUAUUUAUUAGAACAGUGACAAUUCAGUACUUUUCAUUAAAAGGGUCGACUGUCUUUCUGUCAUUAGCUGUUUUUGUCUUUUCCUUCUCUCUCCAUCCCCUCCCUUCCCUCCCCCCCCCCCCCCAACAUUCUUAGCAAAGAUUGUUUGAAAUUCUCGUUUUGGAUUUCUGCUUCUGUUUGGGAAGUCAAUUAACUUCUCUAUGUUAUAAUCUACUGUGAAUGUGAUAUUAUUUUGUACCUUAUGAUCCAUGAACGUGUAAACUUUUGGUAUGAUGUGGUUUGAAAUGGAAUUAGAAAGGUGAGCAGCCAUUUUGUAUCAUAAGGCGUAUAGCACUUUAAUGAGAGAGAAACUGGAUUUCUUAUCUUUGAAAUACCUUGAACUGUUUAUUACUCAGAACAUGACUCAAUAGGUCCAUAUGCUUCAUUUUGCCAUGGUGAUGGUGAAAUGUACCACCUUCCAUCAGAAGACAAAAACAGGGUGACUUUCCCCCCUUUCCCCUCUUUGGUGAGUAAAAUAAAGUUGCCUUACCUUGUUUAGAGGCAAAUUCUUAUUUGUCAAUAUUCACACCUCUCUUUUUUCCAUUGAAGUUAUGCAGCAAUCACUUGCUUGGCAGGUGAAUCUUGGUCUCUGAUUGUGAGUGAGUGCACUUUCCAGACUGUCGGUGACUAAUGGGGAGAGAAUGUCUUUGUUUAAUGUAUCUCAGAUGCUUGGCUAUAUAGAUUGCAAAGCUAAAGAGAUGUAGAGUGGAUCUCUAGCUUACACAAUCAGAGCUGGGAGCCUGAAUGAUAAUUUUGGGAAGAGAAAUGAUUUAAAUUGUUUUAAAAUAGAUUUUUGGAAAGAAACAUCCAAUUUACUAGGAAAAGGUUUAUAAACUGGUAAGGAAUGAAGAAGAUGAGUGAAGCAAUAUUUUAGAUGUUAAACCAGGGUUAUAGUCUAACCUUUAUAUGGUUACAAACAGCUUUUCCCAAUGACUUUUACUAUGAUAGUUUAUUUUUUUCAUGUAAACAAAGAAGAGGAAAAUACAGAGUUUAUGAACAGAUUUCUGGUAUUUGUAAGAAGAUAUUUUGGAAGGCAUUAAAGAGAUGUGGUCUAGUGCAAAUAAAUGAUUGGGAAUUGGUCAAAAUGUGCCCACCGUCCAAAUUUGAUCAGCAUUUACUUUACUUUAGGUCUCUGCUCACUCUUCCCCCCCCCCAAUACACACAUAUCCUCCCCACCAUUUUCCCUCCAUUAGGGAAAUAAAGAGAUCAGCUAUAUAAUUUUUUUUUAGCCUUUUCACUUUAUUUAGAGAUGAUAUCACCCAAGUGGAUUUUUUUCCUUUAUUCUUCCCAUUAUGAGAGAGCCUGGGGAUGGUACAAAAUAAGCAAGCCCAUCUUACAAACCACCUAGAAAUUUUGAGUUCAGAGUCUCAGCAUGAGUCUCCAGCUUUCAUCCAUGUCUCUAUUUGGCUUGUUGGGUCCUUGCAGAAAUUGCUUUGCAGCUUUUUUUUUUUUAUCGGUUAUAUAUUUUAAAACAAGCUGCUGUAUCUUGCCUUGAUGAAGAAGAAAUCUUUUGAUUUUAUUGGUUCAUAGUUAAAAGUUAGAAUGUGGUAGAGUACAAGACAAGAUCCUGUGGUAAGAUAGAUUUAAGAAUGCACUUUGGCAUGGAGCCUGCUAGCUUUGGAUCCUGCUCUGCUCAUGGCAUUCCUCAUUUUGAGAUGCUAUUCAAAGCAACUGAAAUGACGGAGGACUAAGGACCAACACCAGCUGAAGGCAUGUCUGAAAAUGAGGCUGGCACCUUUGGGGAUUUGCUAGACUGAGGCAGCUGAAGAUAAGAGGAAAAAAGAUAAAAACAUUCCUUGUAUGUUUAAUUUUAUGGAGCUGCAUAACUGUGAACCAAGUUCUAACUGAGGUUUAGGGUUUAUUUUUAGAUACAUGGAUUCUUACAUUUUACCACCAAUGGUUUUUAUCUUCAAACAUGACUUUUUGUUCAACCUUGUAUAUUCAUGUGAAUUUAAAUAUCAUGCACUAAAUGUUUUGCCCUUGUUUGCUAUUAUGUAGCCAAGGUGUUCUUAGGCACCAUUCGGAAUAAUUUGCCCUUGUAAAUGGUGUGGGUCAGGGAAAAAUAGAUAUAUUUUUUUUCUUGCUCAAUUUACAUUAGUAAAUUGUUUUCCAGUGUUAUAUUAAUUUAUUUCUGCCUCCUGUUUCCGCAUAACUGAGAUAUUUGCUGUAUCCAUGUAGUUUUCAUUUGUGUUGCUAAUAUCUAUAGUUUUAAUUUUAAAUAACCUGUACUUUCAUUUUUUAAAAUGUAACCAACCCAAGCACUUUAAGCAAUAAUUUCAAUCGUGUGAAAGUUCAAUCAGUUUAACCCCUUGCCUCUAAAAUGGAGUUUGCAAAAAAUAAAUAAAUAAACAAAUAAAUGAAUGGAAA